Molecule: messenger RNA, 558 nt
Organism: Mesorhabditis belari
Lineage: Eukaryota; Metazoa; Nematoda; Chromadorea; Rhabditida; Rhabditidae
Source: the annotation of a GenBank genome assembly
AUGAGCUUAAAAACUGCCCUUGUGAUUAUCGCCGAGGAUUCCGAAGAAAUCGAAGUGGUCACCCCAAUUGAUGUCUUGCGGAGAGUUGGAGUAAAGGUUACCAUAGCCGGAUUAAACUCAUCAGAGCCAGUCCGAUGUGCCCGGAACACAAUGAUUCAACCGGACAAGGCUCUAUCUGAUGUUAUGGACGAAUUGUUUGAUCUCGUUGUUCUACCUGGUGGCGUCGACGGAAGCAAUCAUUUGGCUGAAAGUGAUCAAGUUGGGAAAGUGCUCGUGACUCAUCACCAGGCCAAUCGCCUCUUGGCUUCAAUCUGUGCAGCUGCAUUGGCUUUCAAAAUGAAUCGAAUCGCGCUCGGUGCUACCUUGACAAGCUAUCCAACUACAAAGGAUAAGUUGAAAGAUGACUACAACUACAGUGAAGAAAAAGUGGUUGUUUCUGGGAAUCUGAUCACAUCACGUGGGCCAAGUACAGCAAUGAUUUGGAGUUUAAAACUUGUUGAAGUGCUGCUUGGAGAGGAAAAGUUGCAAGAGGCAAAGAAAUGGGCAUUAUUUGAUAAU